AAAUGCGCUGAGAGCAUGUCGGAAACGUUGAGAUGUGAUACCCGACCACUGUAAUUAUAUCUUCCAGUCAUGAAAAUAACGACCAAUUUUAAAACAAACAACAAAAAAAGUUUGUUAAUGACAGGAUUUAACCGAACACCCCCAGAUGCGCGUAAGGCUACGUAGGAAAACAUGAGGGUUUUGCUGAACGGCGUGCGUGUAACGGAUCUCAGCUUGUUUGCGUCUUUCUAAACAAACAUAGCUAAAGCAAACAUCCGACGGGCAACGGACCAACGUGAUGCAGUUCGUCGGGAGCGAGCCUUUCCCAAGUUCACUUUGAAGGUAGCGAAGGGGCGGAGAGGGGAUCGAGCGCAGCUGCAUUCCUGACCGGGAGAGAGCGGCUCGCUUUACGGUUAUCACAGAAACCCGCUGUCAGUCUCUCAGCUCCUCUCGGACGCGCCGGUCUUCACGCGCUGCUUCAGGCGCCGCCGCUUCCUCCCAAGUUUUGGACACUCUGAAGCGAGUCCGCCCGUCGCUUUCGCUGGGAGCAGACGGUCCGUCCACCCGGGAGCCAGCUCCGCAGCGAACAUGUACAAAUAUGUACGGUAUGGAUUUUAGGAGGACGAAGCUCGGCAGAAGAACCGGCCUUCAUGAAGCUGGAGCGUAUGAAAGGAUAAUGAACAAGGUUUUAUCAAAAGACGACGUAGCCUAAGCCACUUUAUCACGACUUCCGUUUGAUUACUUGCAUGUUUAUGAACAACCGAGUCCCAUCUAGCAAGAGAUACCAGCCAACCGAGUAUGAGCAUGCAGCCAACUGUGCCACUCAUGGAUUCUGGAUCAUUCCCAGUAUCCUGGGCAGCUCAGUGUUGUACUUCCUCUCUGAUGACCAGUGGGAGACCAUCUCUGCAUGGAUGUAUGGGACAGGUCUCUCUGGGCUGUUCAUCAUGUCCACCAUGUUCCAUACGGUGUCCUGGAAGAAAAGUCAUCUCAGGAAGGUGGAGCAGCGAUUCCAUAUGUGCGACAGGAUGGUGAUAUAUUUCUUUAUUGCUGCAUCUUAUGCACCCUGGCUGAACCUGAGGGAGCUAGGACCCUGGGCUGUGCACAUGCGCUGGUUGGUGUGGAUCAUGGCUUGCGCUGGCUCUGCCUAUGUCUUCUUCUUUCAUGAAAAGAACAAGAUCCUAGACUUACUGUGCUACACUGCCAUGGGAGCUGUUCCUGCAGUUGUUCUUCUGUCAAUGCCUAACAGAGAGGGCAUAUUAGAGCUGUCAGUGGGCGGAGUCUUCUACUGCCUGGGAAUUGUCUUCUUCAAGAGCGACGGCCUCAUCCCAUUCGCUCAUGCCAUCUGGCACGUCUUUGUGGCCGUGGGGGCAGGAAUACACUAUUACGCCAUCUGGAGGUACUUGUAUGCAACGGGGACCGGCCAAAUCAAAAUAUCCAGGUGACAGACGGAGAUCUCAAGCGUGUUCACACAUACAGGGUUUGUCGAGCUAUAAAGACAAUGUAUUUGAUCAUGAGUUGCCUUUGCAUCCCUCUAUAUUAAUCAUAGACGGGUAUGCUUUAGUACUGUUGGCCUA
Molecule: messenger RNA, 1553 nt
Organism: Puntigrus tetrazona (Sumatra barb)
Lineage: Eukaryota; Metazoa; Chordata; Actinopteri; Cypriniformes; Cyprinidae
Gene: mmd2a
Product: monocyte to macrophage differentiation-associated 2a
Exons: 8
Coding region: 726-1421 (231 amino acids)
Cellular component (GO): membrane
Molecular function (GO): pore-forming activity
Source: RefSeq, a predicted model, not a curated record